AGUCUCCAAACUGUACUAGGUUUUAGGUACAUGCUACACAGACCACAGUUCGGUGUAUGCUCUCAGCAGUUAGCAGGACUUCAAUCCCUGUAGCUGCUGGAAUCUCAACUUUCCAACUCCAAUUUUAAACUUCCAAAGCUUCUACCUUUUUGUUUCUUCACCUUUCCAUCAGUUUUUUUUUUUUUUUUUUUCUCUCCAUUCUCUUAUUCUUUUCAGUCACUUCUUCUUCUACCUUGUGAAAAAGGGAAGAAGGAACAGCCACACAAAAAAUGUUGUCUUUGAAUGUAGUUUCACCUUCAUCUUCCAGUGUCACUUUCACCAAACACAAUCACAAUUCUUCCAUAAAUGCAUCCACCAUUUUCAGGUCAAAUCUCCUCAGCAAGGUUCAAAGCCACAAGAACCUACCCUGCCUCAGAACCACCACCACUUCCCAGCUCCAUGAACAAGGUCACCAAAGUUCCAAGCUUUCUUUCAUGCCCACAUCUCAGAUCCAAGAUUCAAUUACGAAGUUAGGAACUUUCAACAGGUUCCUCACACACCCUUUUGAAUCCAAAGCAAAACCCAUUAACCAAGUUGUGAAAGCAGCUUCUUCUGGUGCCAAUCCUGAAGGAGGAGAAGAAAGUGUAGCCCCCAAAUCAAAGACCCUAAAGCUUGCACUUGUUUUUGGUCUAUGGUACUUCCAAAACAUCAUCUUCAACAUUUACAACAAGAAGGCCUUGAACAUUUUCCCAUUUCCAUGGCUUCUAGCUUCAUUCCAGCUAUUUGUUGGUUCAAUUUGGAUGCUAACUCUAUGGGCCUUAAAGCUCCAGCCAUGUCCAAAAAUCUCAAAGCCUUUCAUCUUUGCACUUCUUGGACCUGCUUUGUUCCACACAAUAGGCCACAUCUCAGCUUGUGUCUCAUUCUCUAAGGUUGCUGUUUCAUUCACUCAUGUAAUCAAAUCAGCAGAACCUGUUUUCUCUGUCAUAUUCUGUUCUGUUCUUGGUGAUAGGUUCCCUAUUCAGGUUUGGCUCUCAAUUCUACCUAUUGUUCUUGGUUGUUCUCUAGCUGCAGUAACUGAAGUGUCUUUCAACUUGCAAGGAUUGUGGGGUGCCUUAAUUAGCAAUGUUGGAUUUGUGUUGAGGAAUAUAUAUUCUAAGAGAAGUUUGCAGAAUUUCAAGGAGGUUGAUGGAUUGAACUUAUAUGGUUGGAUUACUAUAGUUUCAUUGUUUUAUUUGUUUCCUGUGGCUGUUUUCAUUGAAGGGUCUCAAUGGAUUCCGGGGUAUUAUAAGGCAAUUGAAGCUAUUGGAAAACCAUCCACAUUUUAUAUUUGGGUUUUGCUUUCUGGUGUGUUCUACCAUCUCUAUAACCAAUCAUCUUACCAAGCCUUGGAUGAGAUUAGUCCUUUAACUUUUUCAGUUGGGAACACAAAAGAGAGUGGUGGUGAUCGUGUCGUCGGUUUUGGUGUUCAGGAUCCGGUUAGACCACUUAAUGGCCUAGGAUCCGCCAUUGCCAUUCUCGGAACUUUCCUGUAUUCGCAGGCAACUGCGAAGAAACCAAAGAAAAUUGAAGGUGAAAAGAGUAGUUAGAGUAAGAAAAAGAAGUGGGGAAAAAAGGUGAAAUGUUGUUAGAGGGGAGAAAUCUGCUUGGAUUAUUUGAAUAUCUUCAGUUAGACCAUUUGAUUUUUGACAUUAAUUAAGAUCUUCAAUUUCUGCUUUC
This is a messenger RNA of Arachis duranensis, 1695 nucleotides long. RefSeq names its product xylulose 5-phosphate/phosphate translocator, chloroplastic. Gene Ontology annotation, cellular component: Golgi apparatus. Lineage: Eukaryota; Viridiplantae; Streptophyta; Magnoliopsida; Fabales; Fabaceae. The record is from RefSeq and is a predicted model, not a curated record. Gene Ontology annotation, molecular function: antiporter activity; triose-phosphate transmembrane transporter activity; phosphoglycerate transmembrane transporter activity.